This is a messenger RNA of Cuscuta epithymum, 3409 nucleotides long. Lineage: Eukaryota; Viridiplantae; Streptophyta; Magnoliopsida; Solanales; Convolvulaceae. The record is from the annotation of a GenBank genome assembly.
CAAAAAAGGAUGGUUCACACCGAUUGCCACACUUUUUCCUCUCCCACGUAUUCAUCCCCCUUCCCGAUCACCGUCACCAUUCUCCGUCUCGUCUGCCGGACGAUUACCUUUGAUCCGAAGCUAUAUAAAACAGACGGGAACGGAAUACUUCCAUUUCUUCAUCAUCUUCAUCAAUAAUUCAUUUCUUCUUUUGUCUCCACUUUACUCGAUUUUCCUAUCGAAGCCGCGUCCUUGCAGUAUCAACCUGAAGGUUGGCAUUUCAUUGCUGUAGUGAGAAUUCGUGGGUUGGAGGGGAGUCUUUGGGGACACAACAUGCUCUAAUGCUCAAAAUCAACUCAAAAAGGAUACGUUUGCUUUGUGCUUUUCUCACACUUGUUAGUGUCUUGUUUCAAUCUUAUACGUUUUUUUACCAACCGGCAGGGUGGGCUGUCCACCCUUAUGAGGAGGCUUUACCCAAUAAGAAUUAUGAGAGGCUUUUGGAGGAAAAUUCAAGUGUUGUAGGGAAUGUUGACCAUUUGGAGGGUAUUCAACAUGUCCAGUUCUUCACUCCACCCAUUUCUUUUGCAAGUCAGAAUCUAUCUAAGAAAUCUCUGAGAACAGAUGACCAGACUGCUCAUGUAAGAAAUAGGAGGAAUAUCAAGUCUCCUUAUGUACCUUCUCGCAUUCCUGGUAGAAAUGGUUCUUAUCACAUGCUGAGAUAUAUCACAUCAUUAACGCCUGAUGAAGGACUUGAAUAUGCUAAAAAGGAGAUUGAGCAUGCACAGUUGGUUGAUGAUGAUCCAGACUUGUAUGCUCCUCUAUUCAGAAACGUUUCUACUUUUAAGAGGAGCUAUGAGUUAAUGGAGCUCUUACUCAGAGUUUACAUAUACCAAGAAGGAAAGAGACCUAUUUUUCAUCAACCACAUCUCAAAGGGAUUUAUUCGUCUGAGGGAUGGUUUAUGAAGCAUAUGGAGGAGAAUCAUCAAUUCGUUACAAAGGACCCAGAAAAGGCUCACCUAUUCUAUCUUCCAUACAGUGUCAAACAGUUGCAGAGAGUGCUUUAUGUACCCAACUCCCAUGACCUCAGGCCUUUAUCUUUCUUCCUACGGGACUAUGUGAAUGCAGUAUCAGCAAAAUAUCCUUUUUGGAAUCGCACACAUGGAUCAGAUCACUUUUUGGUGGCUUGCCAUGAUUGGGGACCUUACACUUUAAAGGAUCAUGAGGAGCUGCUUAAAAACACAAUAAAGGCACUCUGUAAUGCAGAUCGAUCUGAAGGAAUAUUUGUUCCUGGGAAGGAUGUUUCCUUGCCAGAAACCACUAUAAAGAAUCCCAGAAGGCCCCUUAGGAACCUUGGUGGGAAAAGAGUUUCACAACGCACAAUUCUUGCAUUUUUUGCUGGGCAUGUGCAUGGAAGGGUUCGUCCUAGACUUAUAAGGUAUUGGAGUGAUAAGGAUGAAGACAUGAAGAUCUAUGCGGCUUUACCAAACCGAGUGUCCAAAGUAAUGAGUUAUCCUGAACAUAUGAAAUCCAGUAAAUAUUGCAUAUGUCCGAUGGGGUUUGAAGUGAACAGCCCGAGGAUCGUUGAGGCAAUAUAUUAUGAGUGUGUCCCAGUUAUAAUUGCCGAUAAUCUUGUCCCUCCUUUCAACGAUGUGCUCAACUGGUCUGCAUUUUCAGUGUUUGUUGCUGAAAAAGAUAUUCCUAAACUGAAAGAUAUUCUUCUAGGUAUUCCUAUGAAACACUAUCUUACAAUGCAGAAUAAUGUCAAAAAGUUGCAGAAGCAUUUCCUCUGGAACUCACGACCAACUAGGUUUGAUUUAUUCCAUAUGGUUCUACAUUCACUCUGGUUAAGUAGGCUCAACCAACAUCAGUUGUAAUAUUUGGCCUGAAAUUCUGUUUGGUGGAUGUUAAGUGUGUAUGGAUAUGAGCCAGCUUAAGUUUAUCUUAAGUUGGCAUUGCAGCUAUAUUCACUCAAGUGUGGAAGAGUUUUUAAUGUUCUCGAGAAAGUUGAUUAAUUUACUUGGGUCACUUAAAGCCUGUCAUAUGAUGUCAGGGUGUGAUUGCAUUCAGCACACAUUUACAAGGGCAAGAAAUGGAUGAUCAUUAGAGCAUUCAUCUACAAGCAAAAGAGUGUGACAAGUGAAUAUUUAUUUAUCCUGGAUACAAGAUUCAGAGCAGCAUGACAUUGUAACUUUUGCCACAUUCAAGGAGAGGUUUCUAGGUGUCUGGUUUUUAAAGAUUGCUUACAUAAUAGACCAAACUGCAGAAUACAUAGCUGCAUGUUGUAUCAAUGUACAUUUUACGAGAAAAUGAUCGCAAUGGUACAUGAACUUGUAUCAAAUGGAGUAAAUAGUACUUCAUCUAGCUUUUAAAGUACAUGAACUUGUAUUUUUAUAGCCAAUCAAGUACAUUUGCUCUAUCAGAACGUUAAAAUAGCUGACUUGGCCAAACUAUCCUUUAUUACACAGGUUGCAGUCCAAGUCAUCAAAUAAUUAAUCUAUAAAUUCUAUUUUCCUCCAGUCCACUCGUUUUCACCUUCACUCUUCAUCUCAUAUUUUUCUCUCCGCUCUACAUCUUAUAUUGCUCCUGUCUGCUCUCCCUCCUAUCCUAUCGACUUCUUCGUUUUGCUCUAUUUUAUUUUCUUCUCUUACUAUAAUAAAGAUCGGCCGAUAACAAAUAAAAGAAAAGCCGGUGGGAUAGCAGAGAGAGAAGACGAAAGAGAACUAGAGAAGUAGAGCAACACGGGCGGAGCUAGAGGGGCCAGCUUAGGCCAAGGCCCACCUCAAAUUCAAAAAACGUUUUAACUUUUAAGUAAAAAAUUUGUGUAGUUUUUUAACGUUUAAACUUUUAAGCAACACGUACACAAAAUAUUCUUUGUACUGCUCCAGUACGACCCAAUGCCUUGACUCCGCACUUAGAGAGCAGAUGAGAGAAAUAUAAGAUGAAGAGCGAGAGAAGGGAGAGAAAAAUGUGAGAAAUAUAAAAUUAAAAGCGAAGGUGGAAACGACUGAACGGGGAAAAUUAGAAGUUAUACAUUAAUUAUUUGAUGUCUUGGAUUGCCACUAUAUAUUUCAAAUUGAUAAUUUGGUCAUGUCAGCUAUUUUUAACGUUCUGAUAGAACAAAUGUAUUUGAUUGACUAUAAAAAUACAAGUUCGUGUACUUUAAAAUUUCAAAUGCAAGAUAAAGUACUACUUACUCCCAUCGAUACAACUUCGUGUACCAUUUUGACCAUUUUCUCUACAUAAUACAUAGGAUUAGUGUGUUCACUAACCUACUUAUACAAAAACUCGAUUUAGAUGAAUUAUCCUUCAUAUUCUAUUUUCUUAGUGCUGUCACAGAAUCGUACAGGUACUAGUAUAUUACAAUUUGAUGGCAUCUAUGCAUUAAUGUAUAAUGUAUAACUAAUAUUACUAUCAUGAAGCUUGUGCUGCC